Messenger RNA from Aspergillus aculeatus ATCC 16872, 264 nucleotides. RefSeq lists its product as uncharacterized. The transcript has 2 exons. The record is from RefSeq and is a predicted model, not a curated record. NCBI's taxonomy places the organism in Eukaryota, Fungi, Ascomycota, Eurotiomycetes, Eurotiales, Aspergillaceae. The coding region runs from base 1 to 264 and encodes 87 amino acids.
AUGGUCCCCAAGAAUAUUCUUGUUACGUUGGCUAUUUGCUUGCUGGGUGCAAGCGCUGCCCCUGUCCCAUCCGAAGGGGCUCCGGAGGCAAAGAGAGAUGACGCGGAUGCCGCAUACCUCAUUGGUUAUCCUGCGAAACGGGAUGAUGCUGAUGCGGCGUAUCUGAUCGGCUACCCAGCAAAGCGCGAUGACGCUGAUGCAGCAUACCUCAUCGGAUAUACCCAGCCAAAGCUAAGAGAGAUGACGCUGAUGCAGCGUAUCUGA